This is a messenger RNA of Lindgomyces ingoldianus, 1823 nucleotides long. RefSeq names its product amidase. Bases 69 to 1757 code for a protein of 562 amino acids. NCBI's taxonomy places the organism in Eukaryota, Fungi, Ascomycota, Dothideomycetes, Pleosporales, Lindgomycetaceae. The transcript is spliced from 5 exons. The record is from RefSeq and is a predicted model, not a curated record.
CCUAACUCGUGUUCCGGUGAUAUUUCCCUCCGGACCCCUUUUCUACUUCUUCGACCUUACUAUAUAGAAUGGCGAAGUCUUGGCAGGAACUCGCAGCCAGCAAACGUGAUGCCAUCAUUGCCGCAAUACCGAAGGAAUGGCGUAUUGAGAAUCCGCCUAACGAUAUGCAGGUGGAUGUAACUGGGAAAUAUAUCCAGCAAUACCUUUCGGAACGAGAGGUUGAGAUCACAGAGACAACAGCUGAUGACAUUGUGAAGCACACAAUGGCCGGGAAUUGGACUGCAGAAGAAGUUACCAAAGCGUUCUGCCAUAGAGCAGCGCUUGCACACCAACUGGUUAACUGCCUUCACGAGAUCUUCUUCGACGCCGCUAUCGCUGAUGCGAAGGCUCUGGAUGAGUACUACGCCAAGAAUAAGAAGCCUAUUGGACUGCUACACGGUCUUCCUGUCAGCUUAAAGGACCAAUUUCAUGUCAAGGGUGUCGAGACGACUAUGGGAUAUGUAGGUUGGGUUGGCACGUUUGAAGGGAAAACCGGUACCGGCAAAGAAAAGAAAUUUGAAAGUGAAAUGGUACGGGAAUUGAGGGACUUAGGGGCGGUUCUAUACUGCAAAACGGCUGUGCCCCAUACUCUGAUGAGUGGAGAAACUGUGAACAACAUCAUCGGCUAUACAUGGAAUCCGAAGAACCGGAAUCUGACGUGCGGAGGAUCAUCUGGUGGAGAAGGUGCAUUGAUUGGCCUACGAGGGUCACCUGUCGGCUUUGGAACGGAUAUCGGAGGAUCUAUCCGGAUCCCAGCGGCGUACAACGGUUUAUAUGGUAUUCGUCCUUCGACUGGCCGCAUGCCAUAUGAAGGUAUGGCCAAUAGUAUGGAUGGCCAAAACACCAUUCUAUCCGUCGUGGGGCCCCUCGCAACAACCGUCCCCUCUCUCCGACUCGUCAUGAAAGCUCUCCUCGCCCAAAAACCCUGGCUCCACGACCCUCUCGUCCACGAACUCCCCUGGCGAUACGAGCAAGAGAAAGAAAUCCUCGAACUCAUAGACCCGGUCAGUGACGCUAGCAAAGCCAGAAAGCUCUCCUUCGGAGUCUUCCGCACCGAUGGGAUUGUCAACCCUGUUCCUCCCGUUCGUCGAGCCAUCGGUAUUGUUGUAAAAGCACUCACAGACCUAGGCCAUGAAGUGAUCGAAUGGCAACCUCCUUCCCACACAGGCCUUCUGGACGAGGGUGCCAAAUCAUGGAUCUUCGACGGCGGGGUUGAUGUCAAAUCCGCGUUUGCGCUAUCCGGAGAGCCGCUUGCCGACCAGGUCAAAUUCUACGCUAAACUCGAUAAGGAAUUCUCUGCGUCAGAGAUUGCAGCUACGAAUGUCAAGCUUCGCGAGCUGAAGAAGGAGUAUAUGGAGUACUGGAAUAGUACGGCGGGUAAGACGAGUACGGGAAGGCCGGUGGAUGCCGUGAUUGCACCCCUAGCACCGUUUCCAGCAGCAAGACCAAAAAUGUAUCUGUAUUAUGGGUAUAGUACUUGGGUGAACUUCUUGGAUUAUACGAGUGUUGUGGUGCCGGUUACGAAUGUUGAUAAAAUGAUAGAUGGGGUUGACGACGGCUAUCAACCUGUUGAUGAGAUAGAUAAGGGGGUUUACGAGAGCUAUGAUCCCGCAAUAUAUGACGGUGCUCAUGUAGGCGUGCAGUUGGUAGGGAGGAGGUUGCAGGAAGAGAAAAUGUUGGCGAUUGCUGAGUAUGUUGGGAAGGCAGUCGGUAAGUAGUAAGGUAGAGCUGUUUCUAGCGGGUGGUUUUGCCUUGCUUCUAGCAUGUUGCAUGCUAAUAGCUGC